Messenger RNA from Ruditapes philippinarum (Manila clam), 872 nucleotides. RefSeq names its product serine/threonine-protein phosphatase 2A catalytic subunit beta isoform-like. The record is from RefSeq and is a predicted model, not a curated record. The transcript is spliced from 6 exons. Gene Ontology annotation, cellular component: cytosol. Gene Ontology annotation, molecular function: protein serine/threonine phosphatase activity. Gene Ontology annotation, biological process: mitotic cell cycle; peptidyl-serine dephosphorylation. The annotation marks the transcript as partial. Lineage: Eukaryota; Metazoa; Mollusca; Bivalvia; Venerida; Veneridae.
UUUGAAAUUUAUGUAACACACCCGACGUCUCUAUUUUACCCGAUUCCGUAUCAAUAGCCGGAGAAAUUAAAUAUUCCACUAGAGGUCGCUGUUUAUUUUCUACCGGAUAAUAUCCACAUCACGCGACAAAAAUGAAUGAAGAAAGGACUGCGGCAAAAGAACUCGACCAGUGGAUAGAACAACUGAACGAAUGCAAGCAACUUUCAGAAAAUCAAGUGAAAACUUUAUGUGAAAAGGCUAAAGAAAUAUUAUCCAAAGAAUCAAAUGUACAAGAAGUGAAAUGUCCUGUAACUGUGAGUGGAGAUGUGCACGGUCAGUUCCAUGACCUUAUGGAGUUAUUCAAAAUUGGUGGAAAUUCGCCUGACACAAACUACCUGUUCAUGGGAGAUUAUGUAGAUAGAGGUUAUUACUCCGUAGAAACCGUAACUCUUCUAGUAGCACUUAAAGUAAGAUUUAAGGAUAGAAUAACAAUUUUACGAGGAAACCAUGAAAGUAGACAGAUUACACAAGUGUACGGGUUUUAUGAUGAAUGUUUACGGAAAUAUGGCAACGCUAAUGUAUGGAAAUAUUUCACAGAUUUGUUUGAUUAUUUACCAUUGACAGCUCUAGUAGAUGGACAAAUUUUCUGUUUACAUGGAGGAUUGUCACCUUCUAUAGACACACUAGAUCAUAUCAGAGCUCUAGAUAGAAUACAAGAAGUUCCACAUGAGGGACCAAUGUGUGAUCUUCUUUGGUCAGAUCCAGAUGACAGAGGUGGCUGGGGUAUCUCUCCUAGGGGUGCAGGUUACACGUUUGGUCAGGAUAUCUCAGAGACAUUCAACCACAGCAAUGGUUUAACCCUUGUGUCACGUGCCCAUCAGCUAGUCAUGGAG